Hyaloscypha bicolor E is the source of this 1963-nucleotide messenger RNA. RefSeq names its product acid protease. The record is from RefSeq and is a predicted model, not a curated record. Gene Ontology annotation, molecular function: aspartic-type endopeptidase activity. The coding region runs from base 264 to 1922 and encodes 552 amino acids. The transcript has 2 exons. Lineage: Eukaryota; Fungi; Ascomycota; Leotiomycetes; Helotiales; Hyaloscyphaceae. Gene Ontology annotation, biological process: proteolysis.
CCUCCCUCGUCUGGGUGCCUGGCCCGAAUCGAGCAGUUUGGCGUCCAUUCAGCUCCCUGAGUUUCGCGAAGUGGCGCCCUUUGGGCUGAUUAUGAGACAAAAAAAAUUUUAAGAUGAAGUGAUCGUCUCAUAUAUCCUAACGGCCCAUUUAACCUUAAAUCAGUCUCUUCUUGCAACUGGGGAAAGCAUUAUUCCGACCUGAUCUCGCCAACCGGUUGUACAAUUUGAGUCUCUUCCCCCCGUACGUCAAUCCCCGAAUCGCGAUGCACGCGAUCGUUUUCUGGGUAUUGUUAGGCCUUGGCAGCCUGUGCCUCGCCGAACCAGGCACAAUCUCUCUCAGAACAUACAGAAACCACGAGAAGCACGCCCAGGCUCUUCGGAAGCGGGAUAUGGAGCGUUUGGGAAAGCGUGCUCCAUUUACAGUGGAUCUCGGAAACGUACCCUUUCUUGGCGGCGGAUUCUACUAUGUCAACGCCAGUGUAGGAACCCCGCCCCAAGAGGUUGCAUUGGACAUCGACACAGGAUCGUCGGAUGUGUGGAUGUUCGGAGUAAAUUCUUGCGACGGCACCACAUCUACGUGUUCUGGAGGAGAAUUUGAUGAGACUGCAUCUACUUCCCUCACUCUCCUCAGUGAAGGCACCUUCAAGAUCCAGUACUUUACCCAAGGCUCUGGCGUGGAAGGAGAUUAUAUUGCAGACACUUUCAGCAUCGGACAGAAAACGGUCAAGAAUCUUACUAUGGGAGUUGCGUCCCUGGCUGUGUCUGUUAAUACGGGAAUUAUGGGCAUUGGCUUCAACACAAAUGAAGCGCUCUAUGCCUCGAAAGUAGCACAGGGCAUGGACGCCACGCCCUACCCCAACCUACUGGAUGUUAUGAAGAGUCAAGGAUUGGUCGGUACUCGUUCAUACAGCUUGUACCUGGACGAUCUGGAUGCCGCUACGGGAUCCAUCGUGUUCGGGGGCUAUGACAAGGCCAAAUUCCAGGGUGAUCUUGGCAUCCUGGACAUUCAACCAGACGCCCAGUCAGGGCAAUACACUUCUUUUGGAGUUGUCCUGAGCUCCGUGGGAGUGACCGACAGCACGGGGUCAACUGUCCUGACGACUAGCAACAUGCCCAACAUUGUGAUUCUCGACAGCGGCACUGCUUUCACCAUCAUUCCUCAAGACCUUCUCAGCGAGAUCGUAGCUUACCUUGGUGCUGUGGAUGACCCAACUUACUCUUGGGUCAUAAGAUGCGAUCUCGGUGGCAUGACAGGAACUCUCGACUAUCAGUUCGCCGGCCCAACUGGACCCGUCAUCUCAGUACCUUUCCACCAGCUCGCCACUCCUCUUAUCAACUUCAGGACCGGAAACCCCAUCACAGACUCUAAAGGCAACGCAAUCUGCAGACUGGGUCUCUCAGCGCCCUCUCAACCAAACGAGCCUUUGCUCUUAGGAGACACGUUCCUGCGCUCCGCAUACGUCGUCUAUGAUAUCGAUAACCGACAAAUCGGCAUUGCGCAAACGAUCUUCAACGUAACGAGCUCCAACCUCGUAGCCAUCACCGCAGCAACCGAUACCCAGGACCUCCCUGGCACUAUUGCGGUUGUGGCUUCUACUCCUGCUCUGACGGCAACGCAAGAUAUCGCUCCUCAGCCAACGGUCAUUAGCGGUGUUCCCACCUUUGUCGGAACGGCAAUUGGAACUGGGAAUGGCGACAGUGCACUGACGGGGUACAAGACGACGUAUUCUAACCGGGCUACGAAUCUUGUGGGUACGGGUGCGACGACGACUGCGAAGGGCGUUGGGUCAACUAGCACUGCGAAGAAGAAUGCUUCGGCUGGAAGUGUCAAGGACUUCAUGGGUGGAUGGUGGAGGGGAUUGUUGGUGCAGGGGUUACUUGUCACCGCAGCUUCGUUAUUUGGCGCGGGACUCAUCAUUUAAGUUAAUUGAUGUAUUUUGAGAAUUCUUUGAAAAUACUUGAA